AUGACAGUUGCUACUAUAGCACAACCUCCCAGUAGCGUCACAAAUCAAAGCCUCUCCGCCCCCUGGGGUGCUGCUUGUGACGGCCAUGCUGAAACAACUGGGAUUGCGCUUACUGAUGAGAAGUCUCCCAAGGUCUCUGAUGCUGAAAAUCUAUCAUGCCAGGUCGAUGCAGAGAAGAUGGAUUAUCUUGGAAACUUUCCAGAGUGA
Messenger RNA from Aspergillus clavatus NRRL 1, 207 nucleotides. RefSeq lists its product as uncharacterized. The transcript has a single exon. The coding region runs from base 1 to 207 and encodes 68 amino acids. NCBI's taxonomy places the organism in Eukaryota, Fungi, Ascomycota, Eurotiomycetes, Eurotiales, Aspergillaceae. The record is from RefSeq and is a predicted model, not a curated record.